AAAUGUCACUAGACGAACAAGAAUAUAGUAGUCUAGAAUCUUCUGAAAGUUCUCCUAAAAAUUCGUAUGAGAUUGAGGACUAUAUUAAUGUUGAAAGAAAAGAUAAAGCUGUCUGUACGGUUUGCGGGGAUAUUGCAACUGGAGUACAUUAUGGAGUCGUCUCUUGUAAUGGUUGUAAAACCUUUUUCCGUCGAACUGUGAUGACUGGAAGAAAAUUUGUUUGUAGAAAAGAUGGAAAUUGUAGUUUUGAUAAAAAGAAUAGAUGUGCUUGCCGAGCAUGUCGUUUUCGAAUUUGUGUAGAGGCUGGAAUGGACGAAAAAGGCAUACAAAAUUGGCUCUACUCCACAAUUCAACGAAUUCCUUCUUCUAAUCUAAGUUUUUCUAUUGCCCGUAGACGUAUUCAAAAAAAUAAAAAUGAGAAUACUCAAGAAGAAGAAGUUAAUUCAAAAACAUUAAAUAUUACAAAUACUUUAAUUACAAAUCGUGAAAGCGAAGUCCUUUCUUUAAUUAGAGAAACACUUUGUUUGGAAGAAAAAUUGGAAAAAUUACGUUUUUCUUAUUUUAAUCCAAAAGAUAAAAAUUUAAAAAUUAUCGAGGCUAUUGAAGAACCAACCAUUUUCUCCAACAUUAGCAAAUAUCCACCAGUUGAAAAAUGGCCUCCAACUUCUUUGCCCUGUUCUGAACGUAAAAAGUUUGGAGUGGCUAAAUUUUGGGUUUAUACAGAUCUCUACCUUGGAAUGUCUUAUGUUAAAACACUUCCAAUAUUUAAAAGUUUUUCUCUUGAAGAAAAAAUAUCGUUAAUUAAGAGUAUUGUUGUACCUAAUCAACUACUUACAACUGCAAGUUUUUCAUCUCAAAUUAAUUCGAAUGUUGUACAGUAUCCGGACGGUUCUAGCCCAUUCAAAAACAAAGCUAAUAUAAUGCCUUUGGAAAGAGAACUUUCCAAAGUUAAGUGCAGUUGUACCCUUUCAAAAAUUAAAACCUGAUAGAGUACAAACAUCGUUAAUUAGAGCUAUUCUUGUUUUAAAUGAAUAUUGUGAAGGCCUUUCCCCGCAUUCUCGUCAACUUAUCUCUGACCUCCGCUCCAAAAUUUGCCAUGCUUUACUAAUUUAUCUACAAAAUAGACAUGGACAAGCUAAAAGCGUUAAAUAUUUUGCUGAUUCCCUUCUAUUUAUCACAACACUUUUUAAAAGACAACAAAUCCAAAAAAAUUAUUUUACUUAUCGC
Molecule: messenger RNA, 1227 nt
Organism: Meloidogyne enterolobii
Lineage: Eukaryota; Metazoa; Nematoda; Chromadorea; Rhabditida; Meloidogynidae
Source: the annotation of a GenBank genome assembly